This is a messenger RNA of Cimex lectularius (bed bug), 2179 nucleotides long. RefSeq lists its product as uncharacterized. The record is from RefSeq and is a predicted model, not a curated record. Gene Ontology annotation, cellular component: membrane. The coding region runs from base 421 to 2082 and encodes 553 amino acids. Lineage: Eukaryota; Metazoa; Arthropoda; Insecta; Hemiptera; Cimicidae. The transcript has 11 exons.
AAAAUUGUCCAAUCAAAACCAAUUUUUUCUUUUCAAAUAGAAACGACAAAUAGCAUGCUAUUGAAUUAUUUUUCGAAUAUUUCUUUUCGUGUUGUUAACGGUAAAAAUCGUUGUGGAAAGGGGACAAACAGGCCCUCUCUUAUCUAAUCCGACGAGUCCCCCGCUACUCGGCUCCCCUAUCGAAGUUGUCAGCCGAGAAUUGGGAAUUGGAAUGAGAUUUGUGUCGGAACUGGAAGUACGUCCGUCUCGUGCUCAUUAUCCGCGGGACGAGAGACGCUUCGCCCAAUCCGACGAAAACGUCUCCGUCUGCUGAGCGAACCGGUUUCGACCGCUGGCCGGGCCCGGUAUCUCGAUUCUCCUUUCAAAAUGAUUCCACCCAGAAUUAAAAUAUUCUGAACAUCCAAACGAUAGACUAGCAAAAUGGGACGAAUCAACAAAAAUCUACUGCCGAUAAAGGCUCACUUUUUCUUCUUCAUGUCAGCCAUGGGCCCAAUCUUACCGUACCUGCCAGUGUUUGGGAGGAUGCUCGGUAUAUCAGAGCUGGCCAUUGGUACGAUUAACGCCGUUUUGCCGAUAGUCAACAUCGUGAUUAAACCAAUAUUCGGCUAUUUGCUCGAUUUCUUCAACAAUAGCAGAAAACUCAUUUUCAUCCUUGUUCUCCUCUUUACCAGUGUGAUAUUCCUCUCUAUGACUUUUAUCCCACAGGACCUGAAAUUAGUUGAAAAUAUGGAAUGCAAUAAAUUGCCAAUUUGUGAAGGAGAGAUCACACAAGCUGGUAAAAGUAAACCAGGUUUUACACGUGAAUUUUGCAUCUGGGAGUGCCCCCGGGAGAGCGUCAAACUCCAUGUUUUAAUUUCCAGGGAUAAUAAGACGUGCUCGAUUGGAAAAAGGUUGCAGUGUGCAGAUAAGGAAGUGUGCAAGUUGAGAUGCCGGGAUCAUAAGUCUGGGACAUACCUCAGUCCACAAUUCUGGCUAUUUGUCAUAUGCAUAGCCCUGGGGAAUGCAGGCUUUGCCGUUUCCAACUGCCUCAGCGAUGUGAUAUGCUUCGAUCUCCUUGGCGCUGGUGGUGAAAAUGCUUACGGCAAGCAAAGAGUGUGGGGCUCGAUUGGAUUUGGGCUGGUAGCAUUCUCCGGAUCGUUACUUCAUUAUUUGUACAGCAACACAAACUAUACUUCAACAGACUACAUGCCUGCUUUUCUUUUGGCGACAUUUUGCAUGAUCAUUGAUUUAUUAUGCUGUACUAAACUGAAGCUGCCGGCAUUGCCAAAGUCCUCAGGUAUCAUGAAGGAUGCACUACAAGUGCUGAAGAAGCCCCAAGUUGCCGUCUUUAUUGUUUUCGCCGUAUUUAUUGGAAUUUGUGACUCUUGCGUUAUAUUUUUCCUCCUUUGGCAUUUAGAAGUCUUAGCAGAAUCGACUGGCUACUCGAGCAGCAUUGUUCUGCUUGAGGGGAUUGUCAUCGCCGUUGAGACCCUCUGUGGAGAAGUUGUAUGUUUUUUCUUUGCAGGUAAGGUGAUAAAGAAGGUCGGCCAUGAAAAUUGCAUUACUCUUGGGUUUGCAAUUUAUGUAAUUAGGUUUUUCCUUCUGGCAUCUAUUCCCACGCCGUGGUGGUCGGUACCUAUCGAGCUGUUUCUCCAAGGUCCAACUUAUGCGCUGCUUUACAACACAGUAGUUGCUUACGCUAGCAUAGUCGCACCUCCUGGGACCUCAGCCACUGUGCAGGGGCUUGUAGGAGGAAUGGAUGACGGGCUAGGCUUUGCGAUUGGAAAUCUACUUGGCGGAAUUAUUUUAAAACUAUAUGGUGGACAGACAUUGUUCUACACAGCUUCCGGAUUUGCUGCGUUCUGCUGUCUCCUUCACUCUGUUCUAAACAAAAAAACACGCGAAUGUGUUGUGAUAGGCAAGGAAAAUGUUGAGGCUCAAAAAUCUGUUCUGCUUAAAGAGAAUUCCGAUGUCAUUGUUUCUCUUUUAUCAAAGAAUGCCCCAACGGAAAAAUUGACUUCAUCAAAAGAAGGAAAUACAAUCGAAGAUCUGUUGAACCAAGAAAGCAAGUUGAAGCACUCUGAAGGAGGGGACAUAAGUUGAAACGUGAAGAGUUCAAGCUUGGGUCCGAAAUCAGUUUGCAAUAUUUUUCCAAUUUUUUAGACUGAUAUAAUGCCAUAGAAAAUUAUGUGAUCUCUCA